This is a messenger RNA of Carcharodon carcharias (great white shark), 925 nucleotides long. Its product is annotated as TLC domain-containing protein 4-B-like. The transcript is spliced from 7 exons. Gene Ontology annotation, biological process: lipid homeostasis. Bases 75 to 671 code for a protein of 198 amino acids. The record is from RefSeq and is a predicted model, not a curated record. Gene Ontology annotation, cellular component: endoplasmic reticulum; membrane. Lineage: Eukaryota; Metazoa; Chordata; Chondrichthyes; Lamniformes; Lamnidae.
GCAGUUCCGGCUCGGGCGUAUUGGGAGUGCGGUGGUAUUGAGCAUGCGUUGGACUUUGUUUAAAACAAGUGGGAAUGGAUGUGUCCUAUAUGAUUGUUGUUGGCAGUUUCUUCGUUUUCCAGGUCCUAUUUCAUGUCGUCACUCCCCGUCUCUCCACUCUGCUCAGCUGGGGAUACAAGAACUUAUCUCAGGAACAAAAAACAGAAUGGGACUCAAGAUGCGUCUCCACGAUUCAUGCUCUUGUGGUUGGGGGAUUAGCUUUAUACAUCCUUUGGUUCGAUGACCCUGUCAACAGAGACCAUGUCUGGGGAGAUCCCACAUUAGUGAAGGUUAAUAUAGCAAUCGCUUCAGGCUACUUGAUGAAUGAUUUAGUGCUUCUCCUGCGGCACUGGAAGACUUUAGGAGACUGGUUUUUUGUCAGCCAUCACUUGGCAGCGCUCUAUGCAUACCAGUACGUGCUGGCACGAGGCCUCCUUCCUUAUUUUGCUAAUUUUCGCCUAAUUGCAGAGCUGUCUACACCCUUUGUAAACCAGCGUUUCUCUCAAGCGCCACUGGUGCCUUUCUCUGUUAUUCCAGAUUACAAGAACCCCAAAGACUUUUUUCCUCCUUGGAUCCCUGACAUGUGUCAGCAGCUCCUGGUUUUCCACCCUCAAAUUGAGGAAUUCAAAUGAUUUCCUCUCUCACUCUUUCCAUGUCUAUGCAUGUAUCUGUGUGUGGGAGAGUGGGAUGUGAGCAUUCUAGACCGUUGUGCAUUAGAGAGGUAUGUGUACUUGUGUGCUUCUGAGAGACAGCAAUGUGAUAUCAACCAGAUAAUCUGCUUUAGUAGUUAGUUGAAAGUUGAAUAUUGACGGACACCGGAAUAACUUGCUUGCUCUUCUUCAAAUAAUGCAGUGGGAUCUUUUACAUCUACCCGAGAGGGCAGGAA